Messenger RNA from Gracilinanus agilis (Agile Gracile Mouse Opossum), 1516 nucleotides. RefSeq names its product POZ/BTB and AT hook containing zinc finger 1 (gene PATZ1). The coding region runs from base 179 to 661 and encodes 160 amino acids. The record is from RefSeq and is a predicted model, not a curated record. The transcript is spliced from 3 exons. NCBI's taxonomy places the organism in Eukaryota, Metazoa, Chordata, Mammalia, Didelphimorphia, Didelphidae.
UUCCAGGCCAGACCAUCUGAAUGGGCACAUUAAGCAGGUGCACACCUCGGAGAGGCCUCACAAAUGUCAGACCUGUAACGCUUCCUUUGCCACCCGUGACCGCCUGCGCUCCCACCUGGCCUGCCACGAAGACAAGGUACCCUGCCAGGUGUGUGGGAAGUACUUGCGGGCGGCGUAUAUGGCAGAUCACUUGAAGAAACACAGCGAAGGACCAAGCAACUUCUGCAGUAUAUGUAACCGAGAAGGCCAGAAAUGCUCACAUCAGGACCCGAUUGAGAGCUCCGAUUCGUACGGUGACCUCUCGGACGCCAGUGACCUCAAGACCCCGGAGAAACAGAGCGCCAACGGCUCCUUCUCUUGUGACAUGGCCGUCCCCAAAAACAAGCUGGAGCCCGACGGGGAGAAGAAGUACCCCUGCCCCGAGUGCGGGAGCUUCUUCCGCUCCAAGUCCUACUUGAACAAACACAUCCAGAAGGUGCACGUGCGGGCCCUCGGGGGGCCCCUGGGGGAGCUGGGCCCUGCGCUGGGCUCGCCCUUCUCCCCCCAACAGAACAUGUCCCUGCUGGAGUCCUUCGGCUUUCAGAUCGUGCAGUCCGCCUUCGCGUCAUCCUUGGUAGACCCGGAGGUCGACCCGCAGCCGCUGGGGCCAGAGGGCAAGUGAGGCCGGCGCGUCCCGCGAGCGAGCGCAGCCCUGCAAGUCAGCGGGAGCCGCAGAGAGCUGCGGAGGAGGAAGCAGCGAUGUCCUGGGUUCUGUAGCCGAGAUUUUGAUUCCUUUCUAACCCCCGACUCCCCCCGCCCGCUCCUAAAGCCCCUUAGAGGUAGCUUCUGAGGCCGCAGCCGCGCGGGGCAGCCCGCAGGGGACGUGGGGCCACGGCGAGCGACGGCGGAGCCUCCCAGGGACCCCCCAACCCCCCCGAAACCACAGUAAGUUUCCACCCGCCUGCAAACACCGAUCAAUUCCCAGCGUUGGGACCGAAUCCGGAAGCCUGUAGCAGACCACGGUGCCGCCGUGCCUCGGGAGACUCUCCGAUGCGCCGGGCGGGGCUCCGAGACCCCGCGGAGGCGACCCCCACCGGCCCCAGCUGGAUCUUUGGUACUUUGACCAUUCAACUUGCUGUGUCGGGUUUUAAUUCUCUAAUUAUUAUUAUUAUUGUUAUUAUUUUUAGGACCUGUUGUAGUGAGUUGCUACUGAAAGCCAGUCCAGGUGAUAUACGGAGCUCUUUUUAAGCAGCAGUCACAUUAGGGUUAGGAUUAAACUUUUUUAGGUGUAUCAUAAAUAAUAACUUGGCUAGUGGAUGGUUUUAAGUCUAUGGAAGAAAUAGUUUUAUGCAAAAUUUAAAAAAAUGCCAGUCUGGUUGGGGUGUAGAAGUUGGGCUCUAGCCGGGGACCCCGAGGCGGGAGAAGCCGCUCGCCGGGAGCGCCGGCUACCACUGCUGUGUUGCGUUGAAAUAAACCCCGUUUUGCUGAGUGAUGUGAUUUGAUCUGAUCAGACUGUAUUAAAAAAGUUAGUACGUUC